GCUCAAUUUUUCUAUGGUAAUAGGCGGGAUAUGACAUUAUCUGUAUUCUUUAAAACGGGAGUAAAAUGUAUGUGAAAGCAAAGGUAAUGGUUUUGGAUUUCAGGUUUGUAUGAUAAUAAACGGGAUAUUCUAUUAAACGGUAUGAUAUUAAGUGGGACCCGCUGUAGUACAGGUGCGUAGCUAGCAUAUUACCGUUAAGAAGCAAACAGGGAUGCAUGAAUAGCUUGUGUUGUUAAAUACAAUUGUUUAGUUCAAAAAAGAGUCCUUUUCGGCUGAGUCAAGAUGUCAUACGAACAGAAAGAGAAGUUUCUGAGCAAGACCAGCUACACAAGCUCCUCGUGUAGUAGCAACAGUGAGGACGAGGAUGAAUUUGAAUAUGAAAAACGCUCAAGGAUGGGCCCACAAGGAGCAAAUGCGGAGUGCGACAUCUGUGGAUCCUCAAUCUUAGUGAAGGCAGUGAGCACAGAUUCUGGGGUUAGCAACCUCUGCUGGAGGCACCGUGUGGCCAACGCUUGCACCAUUCAAGUCGAGUAACAGUUUCACAACUUUAAAGCAGUUAGAUGCACAUAGAAUGUUUAGAGAGUGUUAGGGUUAGAGAGUAAAUGGUAUUUAUCACACUGACGUAAUGGGAA
Molecule: messenger RNA, 632 nt
Organism: Geodia barretti
Lineage: Eukaryota; Metazoa; Porifera; Demospongiae; Tetractinellida; Geodiidae
Source: the annotation of a GenBank genome assembly